This is a messenger RNA of Solea senegalensis (Senegalese sole), 2309 nucleotides long. Its product is annotated as flocculation protein FLO11-like. The record is from RefSeq and is a predicted model, not a curated record. NCBI's taxonomy places the organism in Eukaryota, Metazoa, Chordata, Actinopteri, Pleuronectiformes, Soleidae. The coding region runs from base 79 to 1215 and encodes 378 amino acids. The transcript is spliced from 3 exons.
CAUAAGACACCACCAAAGACAGGAGAACAAUUUAAAAGCCUUGAAAGACCACAUGAUUCUGGAAACUCAGAGCCAGCUAUGAACGACGAGAGACAGCAAAAUGGAAUAAUGGGUAAAAGUGUGGUCAAUGGUACAGGCAACAGCUAUGUCAAACAUCCAGGCACCACCCAGAUGGAUGCUACAGAUGACCAAGGUUAUGGACAUAAGAAAGUAGUAAAGGUGGUUCGUCGUGUUGUCAGGAAGAUCCUGCCUACAGAAGAGGAUGAGACCCAGGGGCCAACACUGCCAUCGAACAAGUCCUUGCAGGCCACCAAACCUGCAGCACCAGCUGCCGUGUCUAAACCCCCCACAAAUUCAGGGUUCUCUUUUAAACAUGAUGGUUUUAAAACAGAAGAAAAGGACGACAUCUCACAUGGACUGACGAGCCUCAUGGUCAGAGGCAGAACACGAGAGCCCCGUCCACGAAUACGCAAUGAGGAACGAAUGGAAAAAAUAGAGUUGGAGAGGAAAAAUGAGAAGAAAGAAGAAAAGGUUGAGCAGGCAGAAACAAAAGAGCAGCACCAAAAGGACAAGUCUACAAUAAAACCAAAGGAAGUUAACCCUAAACUCACAAGCUCUGGUCCAGUUACACAAGGGCCCAAAUCAGCUGUAAAUCAAACCAGCACGACUUCAAUGAGCUCAGCUCCAGCUUCUUCCAAAUCCACUCAUUCCAGACCCUCACCUCUUUCACCUGUUGCUGGCUCGACCCCAGCUUCCAAAUCCACACCCUCGUUUCCACCUGGUGGCUUCACCCCUGUAUCCAAAUCCACCAUUUCAAAUUCUCCUCCAACCAACUCAGUUGCCCAAAAAGCUUCCGCCCUCUCUCCUUCAUCUCGUUUCAUCCCUGUCCCCAAACCUUCUCAAGUUGCUACCCCUGCCUGUCUGAGUCCCGCUCCACUCUCACCCUCUCCAAGAGUUAUUCCCAUUCAACAACCUGCUGUCUGUCAACAAGAGGAGGUGCCACUCAUUCCCACCGAGGAGGCUCAGAGGCGUCUGAUGAGGAUCUUCGGUGUCCCUCUGGAGCCAACAGUCAAUGUUUCGUCCUCUGUCCAAGUCCAUGUCCCUGCAGCCUCGCAGCCGCAGUGUUCCUUCCAGGUACAACAGCCUCCAUGUCCUCCUCUGGGCCCCCUGACUAGAAUUUGUUCUUGUGUGAUGUCGCGGAGUAUAAGACUCUGAAUCCUUCUAACUUUUCCUCAUUUUUUCAAACCUGUAACUGGUUAUUUAUUCUCAGUCAUACUAUAAUUCUAACCCUGUUUGAUGGUGGCCUUUUUGUGCAUGAAAGGAACCACAUUGAAAGAAUAUUUCUAACCACUAACAAUCAGGAAAUGUUCCUGUAUUGUAAUUCUGGUUUGUCUGCCGUAGAUGUAGAUUUUUUUUUUAUUUUAGGCAAGUAUUGUAAAAGUAUUGUGUUACACAAGCAAAUUAAAAUAAUAGUAUUUCAUUUGAAUGUUAUAAUCCAAUAUGGCAUUUACAGAAUAUUGGUGAUUUUUUUACAGACUAAACAAAGAUGGUCACUGCCUCCCACUGUACAAACCUUUAGCCAAUAUAUCUCGGAUAUCUCGUAAGAGUGAUGUCUUAGUGACAUUAGUGCUAUGCUCUACCUUAAAAUUACAGAAACCUUUCACAAAAUACAUAUCGGUCUAUCUUCUGAUUUAAUGUUUUGGUUCGGUCCAUGUCCUGUCUGCUAACAUGGAGGAGAUGGGGUUAAUGAUCUGUGCUGUAGCCAGUCAUCUGGAUGGAAUCCAGCCUCACUUAGGUCCUUUAUUUACAGUUGAUGGUUUUGUUUAGUGUUAAAUAUUGAAUUCUUGUUGUAUCAUCAACACAAAACUGCAAUUGGUGACACAGUAGCAUUGUGCUUAUGCUUGUUCCACAAAGUAUUGGACUGAUGGAAAAACACCUGAAUUUGCUGUGUAUUUAUUGUUCACUGAAGUCUGUUGUAAGAUCGUGAGACUAACACAUUGAAGUGGUGUGGAGCAUGUAAAAUAAUAAAUAAAUAAUCUGUGUUUGGUUUGUGUGGCUAAUUAUGAUAGCUGAUGUCAACCUUUGACGUCCAGCAGUAAUUAAUGAAGUAUUGUAAUGGAUCAUAUCGGUUCCUUAUGACAGUAACUGAUAUCCUUGUCACACGUGCUGUGAGGACAUGUCCGACACACAACACUCUGUUCAGAUGCAAAGACAGUUUAGAAUUUUGCAUUUGAUCUCUGUUUGUGUGUCUGUAUAAAAUGUGUUGCCCGUUAUAACUGUAAACUCUGACCUCCUCAUGCUGGCCAAAU